AUGACAAUUUUCAUGUUCCCUGGCAGAUUCAUAAGCUCCAUGGAGGCAGCAAACCAGACAGGAGCACCACAAUUCCUCCUUCUGGGACUCUCCAAAGAUCCGGACAUGCAGCCCCUCCUCUUUGGAGUGUUCCUAUCCAUGUACCUGGUAACCGUGCUGGGGAACCUGCUCAUCAUCCUGGCCAGCAUCUCUGACCCCGGUCUGCACACGCCCAUGUACUUCUUCCUCAGCAACCUGUCUUUCACAGACAUCUGCUUCACCACCACCACCGUCCCCAAGAUGCUGGUGAGCCUCCAGAUGCACAGCAAAGGCAUGUCCUACCUAGGCUGCCUGACGCAGGUCUACUUUUUAAUUAUAUUUUCUGGACUGGAAAGUUUCCUCCUGAGUGUGAUGGCCUAUGACCGCUUCGUGGCCAUCUGCCACCCCCUGCACUACACGGUCAUCAUGAACCCCCGUCUCUGUGUCUACUUGGUUCUUAUGUGUUGGCUGGUCAACUUUUGGGAUUCCCUGUUUCAGAUCCUUCUGUUGGCACGGCUGACUUUCUGCGUGGGCACUGAAAUUCCACAUUUCAUCUGUGAACUGGCUCAGGUACUCAAGGUAGCCUGCUCAGACACCCUCAUCAACCAUGCUGUCUUGUAUGUGUCUGCUGCCGUGAUGGGUGUGGUUCCUCUCAGUGGCAUCCUCUACUCUUACUCUCAGAUCGUCUCUUCCCUAAUGCGCAUGUCCUCCAGGAAGGGCAAGUCCAAGGCUUUCUCCACCUGCGGCUCUCACCUCUGCGUGGUCACCUUGUUUUAUGGCACUGCCCUGGGUGUGUAUCUCAUUUCUCCGGCCACUCACUCUUCUGAGAAAAAUUCUAUUGCCUCGGUGAUGUACACAGUGGUGACCCCCAUGCUGAACCCCUUCAUCUACAGCCUGAGGAACAAGGAUGUCAAAGGGGCACUGGGCAGGCUCCUCAGACGAGCAGUUUCUUAUCAGUGA
Messenger RNA from Sorex araneus (European shrew), 978 nucleotides. Its product is annotated as olfactory receptor 7D4-like. Lineage: Eukaryota; Metazoa; Chordata; Mammalia; Eulipotyphla; Soricidae. Gene Ontology annotation, molecular function: G protein-coupled receptor activity; olfactory receptor activity. The transcript has a single exon. The coding region runs from base 1 to 978 and encodes 325 amino acids. Gene Ontology annotation, biological process: G protein-coupled receptor signaling pathway. Gene Ontology annotation, cellular component: membrane. The record is from RefSeq and is a predicted model, not a curated record.